CAAUUUCCCAAGUCAUCACCUCUCUAUAACUUAAUCACUAAAGCCUUUUUCUCUCUCACUUUCCCUUAUAUCUUUCUCUCUGACCAACAGAAUUAGUGAAAUUGGUGAAAGUUUCCGGCGAGAAAUGAGAUUGCACGGCGGCGGCCCCUCAAGGGGUCGUCUCUCGUGGCCACAUUUGAUGGUUGCAUUGGCCAUAGUGGUUGUUUCAACCAAUGUAGUCUCGGCGGAUCCUUAUGUCUAUGCCUCUCCACCACCACCGUACGAGUACAAGUCACCACCACCACCGUCUCCAUCUCCACCACCACCUUACGAGUAUAAGUCGCCACCGCCGCCCUCUCCAUCUCCACCUCCACCAUAUGUGUAUAAGUCGCCCCCACCACCAUCACCUUCUCCACCACCACUAUACUACUAUAAGUCUCCUCCUCCACCUUCUCCUUCUCCACCACCACCAUACUACUAUAAGUCUCCUCCACCUCCCUCUCCAUCGCCACCACCACCAUACUACUACAAGUCCCCACCACCACCCUCUCCAUCGCCACCACACCCAUACUACUACAAGUCUCCACCACCACCCUCUCCAUCGCCACCACACCCAUACUACUACAAGUCUCCACCACCGCCCUCUCCAUCGCCACGACACCCAUACUACUACAAGUCUCCACCACCACCCUCACCAUCUCCCCCACCACCAUACUACUACAAAUCUCCACCACCACCCUCACCCUCUCCUCCACCACCAUACUACUAUAAAUCCCCACCACCACCAUCACCAUCUCCACCACCACCGUACUACUACAAAUCACCACCACCUCCAUCACCAUCUCCACCACCACCAUACUACUAUAAAUCACCACCACCUCCAUCCCCAUCUCCUCCACCACCAUACUACUACAAGUCUCCACCACCACCAUCACCAUCCCCACCACCUCCCUACUACUACAAAUCUCCACCACCUCCGGCCAAAUCUCCACCACUGUCGCCACCAUACUACUACAAGUCUCCACCACCACCGGCACAUUCGCCACCACCACCAUACUACUACACAUCUCCACCGCCGCCUCACCACCACCACCACCACCUGGUUGUCAAGGUGGUCGGAAAAGUGUACUGCUACAGAUGCUAUGAUUGGACAUACCCAGUGAAGUCGCAUGACAAGAAACAUCUGAAAGGUGCUGUUGUGGAGGUGACCUGCAAAGCAGGGAAGAAAGAAAUUGUGGCCUACGGUACAACCAAGAUCAACGGUAAAUACAGCAUCACCGUCCAUGGAUUUGACUAUUCCAAGUAUGGAGCUGAGUCUUGCAAGGCUAAGCUCCAUAGUCCUCCAAAGGACUCACCAUGUAAUAUGCCAACAAACCUCCAUAUGGGCAUCAAGGGUGCUGAACUCAAAGUCAAGUCCAAGACUGCUUAUGAAGUUGUACUCCGUUCCAAGUCUUUUGCUUAUGCUCCUAAGACACCUUAUAUGGAGUGUAAAAAGCCCAAGCCCACACCUGCACCGUACUAUUACAAGUCUCCACCACCACCAUCCCCGACUUAUGUUUACAAGUCACCACCUCCACCAGCACCUACUUAUAUCUACAAGUCGCCGCCACCUCCAGUUUAUCAUUACAAGUCUCCACCCCCACCCACACCAACUUAUGUUUAUAAGUCCCCACCACCACCGACCUAUUACUACAAAUCUCCACCACCACCGUCACCCUAUUAUUACAAGUCUCCACCUCCACCGGAGAAGUCUCUACCACCACCUUACUACUACACUUCUCCACCACCACCAAAAAAGUCACCAGCACCUUACUAUUAUAAGUCCCCACCGCCACCAGAGAAGUCUCCACCCCCACCUUACUACUACACAUCCCCACCACCACCAGAGAAGUCUCCACCACCACCUUACUACUACACAUCCCCACCACCACCAAAGAAGUCUCCACCACCACCUUACUACUACAAGUCCCCACCACCACCAGAGAAGUCUCUACCCCCACCUUACUACUACACAUCCCCACCACCACCAGUGAAAUCUCCAUCACCACCUUAUUACUACAAGUCCCCACCACCACCAGAGAAGUCUCUACCCCCACCUUACUACUACACAUCCCCACCACCACCAGAGAAAUCUCCACCACCUCCUUACUACUACAAGUCCCCACCACCACCAGAGAAAUCUCCACCACCUCCUUACUACUACAAGUCCCCACCACCACCAGAGAAGUCUCUACCACCACCUUACUACUACACAUCCCCACCACCACCAAAGAAGUCUCCAUAUCCACCAUACUACUACAAGUCCCCACCACCACCAGAGAAGUCUCCACCACCACCUUACUACUACACUUCUCCACCACCACCGGAGAAGUCUCCUCCACCACCUUACUACUACAAGUCCCCACCACCACCAGAGAAAUCUCUACCCUCACCAUACUACUACACAUCCCCACCACCACCAGUGAAGUCUCCACCUCCUCCAUACUACUACAAGUCCCCACCACCACCAGAGAAGUCUCCACCACCACCUUACUACUACACAUCCCCACCACCACCAAAGAAGUCUUCACAUCCUCCAUACUACUACAAGUCCCCACCACCACCAGAGAAGUCUCCACCUCCACCAUACUACUACACUUCCCCACCACCACCAGAGAAGUCUCCACCACCACCUUACUACUACACAUCCCCACCACCACCAAAGAAGUCUUCACAUCCUCCAUACUACUACAAGUCCCCACCACCACCAGAGAAGUCUCCACCUCCACCAUACUACUACACUUCUCCACCACCACCAGAGAAGUCUCCACCACCACCUUAUUACUACAAGUCCCCACCACCACCAGAGAAAUCUCCCUCGCCACCUUACUACUACAUUUCUCCACCACCACCAAAGAAGUCACCACCACCACCUUACUAUUACAAGUCCCCACCACCACCAGAGAAAUCUCCACCCCCACCUUACUACUACACAUCCCCACCACCACCAGUGAAAUCUCCACCACCACCUUAUUACUACAAGUCCCCACCACCACCAGAGAAAUCUCCACCACCACCUUACCACUACACGUCCCCACCACCACCAGAGAAGUCUCCACCACCACCUUACCACUACACGUCCCCACCACCACCAAAGAAGUCUCCACCUCCUCCAUACUACUACACAUCCCCACCACCACCAGAGAAGUCUCCACCUCCACCAUACUACUACACUUCCCCACCACCACCAGAGAAUUCUCCACCACCACCUUACUAUUACAAGUCUCCACCACCACCGUCACCAUCACCACCACCACCUUACUACUACAAAUCACCCCCACCACCGUCACCAUCUCCUCCACCACCCUAUUACUACAAGUCCCCACCACCACCAUCUCUAUCACCUCCUCCUCCCUACUACUACAAGUCUCCUCCUCCACCAUCGUCAUCACCUCCACCACCCUACUACUACAAGUCCCCACCACCACCAUCGCCAUCUCCUCCACCUCCCUACUACUACAAGUCUCCCCCUCCACCAUCGCCAUCUCCUCCACCACCAUACUACUACAAGUCCCCACCUCCCCCUUCACCAUCACCUCCUCCUCCAUACCUCUACUCCUCACCUCCCCCACCCAUGAAAUCACCUCCACCACCAGUCUACAUCUACGCUUCUCCACCACCCCCAACUCACUACUAAGCGGGAGUCGCUCAUCCACUCACCACCACCAUCCGUCAUCUUUUGGUAGAAAAAAAGGAAUAAAAGAAGGCUCAAUGAGAAGAAAAUGCAGACAAGAAGUCUUUUCAAAUCCAAUUCCAUUCAAUAAGGUCCCGAGGAUUGCACUUGAGAAACUUUUUAAUUGGGACCAGUUUGCUUUUACUUCUCUGGUAGCAAUCUUGCACAUUGUGUUGAUACAAUCUUCCGGUGGAGUGGCUCUGAGGGUUUAAAAAUGAAAGUAUAGGAAGUGAGAUAUAGAAAUGGGGUAUUUAUUAUUGUGUUCGUCUUCGUAGAGUUAUAUUAUAUCUCUAGUGAUUUAUUAUUGUAUAGUAGAAGAUGGUGUUUGUUCUAUUUGUUGAUCUUCUAUUUGUUAUUAUUACGAGUUGUUUUGCUUCUUAAUUUGAUCUCUAUGCUUUGUACACUCCAUAUUAUUUGAAAUAAAGGAUGACAUUUCCUCUUGCAA
This is a messenger RNA of Camellia sinensis, 4136 nucleotides long. RefSeq lists its product as uncharacterized. Gene Ontology annotation, molecular function: structural constituent of cell wall. Gene Ontology annotation, biological process: plant-type cell wall organization. Lineage: Eukaryota; Viridiplantae; Streptophyta; Magnoliopsida; Ericales; Theaceae. The record is from RefSeq and is a predicted model, not a curated record.